AUGGCGUGGGCGAUGAGCGGCGGGACGUGGCAUUCAUGGACCCAGACUUGGUUCACCGUGUUGACAACACAAACGGCCGCCAACUCUACGAUCCGAGAGGUUUUGGUGACAGGCUUCUGCAAGGAAAAAUACCAAUUCCACACGAGACUAGAAGACGGCUUUCCAGCUCGCUUCCUUGUGGACAUUAUCGAGAGGAUCUUGAAGAAAGAAAAAGGGAACGGGGACUUCUCGCUGCAACCAGCUGAUCGGUUCCACGCACAUGAGACCGAAAAGGAGAAGAAGCGAUUUUCCAUUGAACCUGCCGUCCUAUACACAUCUCAAGACGCCGUCAUUGUAUUCUCCUAG
Molecule: messenger RNA, 345 nt
Organism: Parastagonospora nodorum SN15
Lineage: Eukaryota; Fungi; Ascomycota; Dothideomycetes; Pleosporales; Phaeosphaeriaceae
Exons: 2
Coding region: 1-345 (114 amino acids)
Source: RefSeq, a predicted model, not a curated record